CCCAGCGUUUCUGAACUGUCCAACCUGGAGGGCUCCAGGCAACCGGCCCUGCCGGGGGCGUGCCCCAGCAGGCUCGGGUGCGGCCGCCCCGGAAGUGACGUGAUGCCCCGCUGGCCGUGCGGAAGUGGAGAUGGCGGGGCUGUACGUGAAACCGGGCAACAAGGAGCGCGGCUGGAACGAUCCGCCGCAAUUCUCAUACGGGCUGCAGACCCAGGCUGGCGGACCCAAGCGCACGCCGCUCACCAAGAGGGUCGCCGCUCCCCAGGAUGGAUCCCCCAGAGUCCCCACCUCAGAGACAUCUCCUGGGGCCCCCCCAAUGGGGCCUCCACCUCUGUCAAGUAAGGCUUCCAGACUCCCAUUUGUGGGGAGUUGUCCUCCCUCCAGCAUGGAGCCCACAAAUUUCCCAGUCGUUGAGUCUGAGAUUCUGCUGGAAGAUGUACUGAAACCUUUGGAACGGGCAUUGGAGGAUUGCCGUGGCCACACAAAGAAGCAGGUAUGUGAUGACAUCAGCCGACGCCUGGCUCUGCUGCAGGAACAGUGGGCUGGAGGGAAGCUGUCAAUGCCUGUAAAGAAGAGGAUGGCUCUGCUGGUGCAAGAGCUUUCAAGCCACCAGUGGGAUGCAGCAGAUGACAUCCACCGCUCACUCAUGGUUGACCAUGUGACUGAGGUCAGUCAGUGGAUGGUGGGAGUUAAAAGAUUAAUUGCGGAAAAGAGGAGUCUGUCUUCAGAGGAGGAGGCCAAUGAAGAGAAAUCUGUAGCCACAGCUGAGCAGAACCAGACCAUGCCAGGCAUCCAACAUGAUCCUUAAUCCUAUGGGUUCCCCAGCCUCACCUCACACCAUCUCUUAUGCCUUGGCAUGGGAGGCCUUCCCUAACUUGGCUCCCUUUUACCACUUGGGAGACUGUCUGCCCCGUUGGGGUGUUUGGCCUGACCCAUCUCUGGGGGAAGAGGUCCCUCCUGGACCACAGGGAGGCCACUUGUUACCCAUACCAUAUGCAUUUCAAUAAAACAUCUCAAUGUGGUGGGACCUGGGUAGGAGAGAUGAACCCUUCCUAUGCCAGACUGGUUCCCUCUGGUGUUCUUAACUGCCUUGCUCGCUGUGCACCGUGCACACCUCUGUUCUUCCUCUGUUCAUCAUGAAUGGCCUUGCUAGGCGUGAGCAGAUUACUGCCUGCCACUUUCACCCAAAUUAGACAGAAACAUACAUCCCUUGCUGGGCUGAGUAACCCUGUGUUUGGAUGAUUUGUUUCAGUAUGGGAACAGAGGCUCAAAUAGCAUGGGAAGAUUUUUUUCCCUCAAAAAAAGGAGACUGACCUAUUUGCACUGCAUCACCCUUGAGGUAUGCAAGUGCUACAGAGAUUAGAACCUAGCUGUAUAAAUUGAAGGUGAAAAAGACC
Globicephala melas (long-finned pilot whale) is the source of this 1397-nucleotide messenger RNA. It is a transcript of the gene SRA1, whose product is annotated as steroid receptor RNA activator 1. The record is from RefSeq and is a predicted model, not a curated record. Gene Ontology annotation, cellular component: nucleus. Gene Ontology annotation, biological process: regulation of transcription by RNA polymerase II. NCBI's taxonomy places the organism in Eukaryota, Metazoa, Chordata, Mammalia, Artiodactyla, Delphinidae.